Messenger RNA from Durio zibethinus, 1047 nucleotides. RefSeq lists its product as uncharacterized. The record is from RefSeq and is a predicted model, not a curated record. Lineage: Eukaryota; Viridiplantae; Streptophyta; Magnoliopsida; Malvales; Malvaceae.
AAGUAUUUGCUCCCCACGCGCAUGCGUCUCCAUCGUCACUCACUCUCUCUCUCUCUGGCUUCUCUCUUUCUCUCUCCACUUUCUCUUUCUACUUUGGUCUCUCCUUAUAUAAACUCGUGUCCCCUGCCGCUCUCUUCAUACCGAACUCAUUCGUGUUUGCUCUUCGAGUUCUGUAUACGAGGAAAAAGAGAAAAAUCGAAAUCGUGAAGCACGUCAUAAGACAAUCUCUUUGCCGAUUUUUUAAAAAUAUUUUUUCAUGGAGGAUUUAAGCGGCAAGAAGCGAGGUAGAGAUGACUCGGCCGAGUCGGACCCGGACUCGCCCGAGGUGAAGAGACUCAGAGAUGAUUUAUUAGAUUUUCUUGAUGACCCGGAUUCUUUGCCCGUUAAUCAAGACCUCGCAUCGGUAAUGAAGAGUUUCGAAGAGGAGAUAUUGUCGGCGGCAUCGACUGCGACGGAACCAGUACCAGUAGUGGAUUUGACAUCGGAUUCCGGCGAGUCUCAAUCGGAUCUUGGCUACCUUUUGGAGGCUUCCGACGAUGAGCUGGGUUUGCCUCCUCCAACAGCAACGACAAUUGGCAGUGAGGAGGGAAGAAGUGAGGUAAUUGAGUUGGUGCGAGUACACUCUGACACCACAGGGAUCAGUGAGUUGUGGGGGUUCGAUGAUCAGAUCCCCAACUGCGACUCAUUUGAGUUUGGAAUCGGAGAUAAUUAUAAUGGUGACCACGUAGCGUAUGAUGGAUUGUUCGAGUAUCCCGAUGACUCUUACGUUACCUCGGAGUUUUCUGGUUUGUUAUGGCGUUCAGAAACUCUGUCAGGGGAGUAAAAAUUCAAACUUUAAACCGAAAAAAGAAAAAAAAAACCCAAGCGAAACCAAAUAUAAUUCGGUUUCAAAUGGAACACAAGGCAAAAUCGAUCUGUAAAUUUAUUUCUAUUUUGGGUUUGUCUUUUUAAUUUUUUAUUAAAAGAAAUUAAAGAUACAAGUAGGAGUAGAGAUUUGAAAUGAAAGGAUCCCAUUUUUGAUGAAAUUAAAGAACCUUAGUUCCUUUA